Molecule: messenger RNA, 2250 nt
Organism: Thecamonas trahens ATCC 50062
Lineage: Eukaryota; Apusomonadida; Apusomonadidae
Product: peroxisomal bifunctional enzyme
Exons: 1
Coding region: 1-2250 (749 amino acids)
Biological process (GO): fatty acid beta-oxidation
Cellular component (GO): peroxisome
Molecular function (GO): NAD+ binding; (3S)-3-hydroxyacyl-CoA dehydrogenase (NAD+) activity
Source: RefSeq, a predicted model, not a curated record
AUGUCGCACAUCUUCCCCUGGCCCACCCUCCGCACUGCUGAGCCGAGUUCUGCUGUCGGCUAUCAGCUCCUGGCCACCGGGCCGGAGCAGACGGUGGCGGUGGUCUCGCUGCACUCGCCGCCUGUCAAUGCCCUCUCCCACGCCUUGCGCAAGGGCAUUGCUGCUGGACUUGAUGCUGCUGUGGCUGAUGGUGCUGCUGCUCUUGUCAUCGUGGCAGAGGGCAAAACAUUCCCGGCUGGCGCAGACAUCUCCGAGUUUGCCACCGGCAAGGCCAUGGCCAAGCCUGUCCUCACCGACCUCAUCGCCGACCUCGACGCCCCCGAUCUCCCACUGCUGACCCUUGCCGCCAUGCAUGGCACUGCCUUUGGUGGUGGCCUCGAGCUCGCGCUCGCAACCCACUACCGCAUCGCUUUGCCCGGUACCCUCCUCGGCCUGCCCGAGGUCGGCCUCGGCUUGCUGCCCGGCGCCGGUGGCACCCAGCGCCUGCCGCGCCUGCUCGGCCUCGUCGACGCCGCAAAGGCCAUCACCACUGGCCGCCCCAUCAAGGCCGACAAGGCUCUCAAGGCCGGCCUCCUCGACGCCGUCGUCAGCCCGCCGCCGCCGCCAGGCACCCCGCUCACCGCCGCCCUGGCCAACACCGCCGUCGCCUACGCUGUCGACAUUCUCGCCGCCCAUGCCGCCGCAGGCACGUCGCCGGCCGCUACUCGCAGGGUUUCGGCCCUCCCGGUGCCUGGCGGCGCGAGCAAGGCCAUGAUCGAGGCCAUCAAGGCCAAGACUGUCGCCGCCUCGCGCGGCUUUGAGGCCCCGGGCGUCAUCAUCGACGCCAUCGCCGGCGUCCUCGAGCCGACCUUUGACGAGGGCCUUGCCGUCGAAGCCAACGCCUUUGUGCAGCUCUUCACCUCGACCCAGGCCCGCGCCUUGCAGGCGUUUUUCUUUGCCGAGCGCGCUGCAUCCAAGGUCCCGGGCGUGAACCCGCGUGACGCCGUCGCCCUGCGCAAGCUCGGCAUCGUCGGCGCGGGUACCAUGGGCUCCGGCAUCGCACUUGCGGCGCUCAAGGCCAAGCGCCCGCUUGCGGUUGUCCUCCUCGACGUCUCGCGCGACUCGCUCGACGCCGCCGCCGACCGGAUCGUCGCCUACUUGGACUCGCGGGUGGCCAAAGGCCGGAUGACCCGCGCUGCCGCCGACGAUGCCCUCGCCCGCAUCACUUACGCCACCGACUACAGCUCGCUCGCCGACGCCGACAUGGUCAUCGAAGCCGUCUUUGAGAAGCUUGCCCUCAAGAAGAAGAUCUUUGCCUCGCUUGACGCCGUUUGCAAGGCGGAUGCCAUUCUCGCCUCCAACACCUCGACGCUCAACAUCGAUGCCAUCGCCGCCGCCACCUCCCGCCCACAUGCCGUCGUCGGUACGCACUUCUUCGCCCCUGCUCAUGUCAUGCCGCUGCUGGAGAACAUCCGCGGCGCGGCCUCGGGCUCCGCCGCCCUCGCCUCCUCCAUGGCCCUCGGCAAGAUCCUAGGCAAGAAGGCCAUCAUGGUCGGCAAUUGCCCGGGCUUUCUUGCCAACCGCAUCUUUGCCAACUACUUUAACGAGUCAGCCCUGCUCGUCGAAGAAGGAGUGCCGUACGACGCUGUCGACGCCGCCGCCCGUGCCUUUGGGCUGCCCAUGGGCCCGUUCCAGACCGCGGACCUCUCCGGCCUCGACAUUGGCGCCUCCAUCCGCAAGGAAAAGGUCUACGCCGCCAUCCAUGGCGCGCGCACCUCGUCGCUGCCCGAUAAGCUCGUCGACGCUGGCCGCUACGGCCAGAAGACAGGCGCAGGCUGGUACAAGUACGACGGCCGCAAGGCUGUCGUCGAUCCCUACGUCACCCGCCUCGUCACCGAACACAUCGCCGCCCUUCCGUCGUCCACUGCCGCAGGUGCCCCGCCGCUCGACUCAGAUGACGCCAUUGUUCUCCGCCUCCUCCUCCCUGUCGUCCUCGAGGGCCUCCGCUGCCUUGAGGAAGGCAUCGCCCUCCGUGCCUCGGACAUCGACGUCGCCGCUGUCUAUGGCUACGGCUGGCCGCGCUACCGCUGCGGGCCCAUGUGGUGGGCCGAGAACGAGCUCGGCUGGGACGAUGUCCUCGAUGCCUGCAACGACAUGCAGCCGCUCUGGGCUGGCCAGCCCUAUCUCCGGCCACCGGCCCUCCUCACCCUCCUCGCCGAAGAGGAUAUGACCCUCCGGGAGUGGGCCAAAGCCAACACGUCCAAGCUCUAG